CUAAAAGUGGCAGCUAGCAACACCUUAGUGACUCUGGCACGCUGCUAUUUCAAUGAUGUCAUGUUCGAGCUGAUGUAUCGUCUGGAGCUGCCUGAAGAGUUUAUUUUCAUUACAUUGGGCAACCUGUCAUCCGCCUAUGCACUUAAGUGUAUCCCUUUUGUGGGAAUGAUCCUGAACGAUCAUGAUCUCCAUGUUGGAGUUAGUCAAGGACAGCAGGAUGAGACAAGCAUUUUGUGGUGUUCUGGAAAAAUGGUCAAGGGCAGUGAAUGGAUAUUUUACGAACUGGGAAAAGUGCUCAUUCCCCAGAAUGGGUGAAUCACAAUUCUGCAAUCAAAUUCUUCCCUUAUAUUGUCAUGUGACCAGCAACUGGCUGACCUGUGAGGAGCUGGAGCUCAAGCAGGCCAUCAUCAAAGCCCUUGGUCCCAUGAUGGGCAUCCUGCUACACAAAAAGGAGCCGCAAAAUCCGAUAUUUAAAGAGAUCUCAUGGCUCCUUGAGCAAUAUAAGGAGGAAAUUGAUGUUUUUCACGUCACCAAGAGUCUGAGCCAGCUCUUGGAGGUCUCUGGUGAAUAUAAGAUCCUUCUACCUAAAGGGAAGUUUCAAGCCAUCUGCAGUGCUCUGCACAACCAGAUCUGUUCUCCAGCUAAGCAGCUCAGCAUAGAAAACCACAAAGAGCUGUUCCAUUGUGUACUUCUGCUAGCCCGUUCUUCUCCUGAUGACCUGCUGGCAUUUCUACACAAGCAGCAGGAGAUUGAGCAUGAGGCCGUUCGUGUGACGUCUUUAGAGCUCCUGAGAGCUAUUGUUGGUGCUGACUUGCCUGAGACAAGAGUUAAAAAGCUUCUGAUUGAGAAGGCAGUGAAAUCCACUCUCAGUGAUCAGAAUGCUACGACUCAGGGAACUUUUGAUCGGUUUGGAUCUCUGAUUGGAAAAAUAGCACCAUACAGCUGUGAUUCGCUGGCCACGUCCCGUCAGUGGGUGGUUGACUGUAUCAGCUGCCUUCUCUGUAUACAAGGCCAGUCCAUAAACCUGGGCUCAGCAGAGGAGGAGUUGAGAUGUCUCCGUGAAGCACUAACAGCUCCAGACCCCGAGGCUCUGUUUCAGGCAUCUUCCAAAAUGGCCAGGGUUGUUAGUGAGUACUUUCCCUCCGAACAGGCCACAGACUUUAUUGCGGCCACAUUGGGUAGUCUGCUGUCUGCUAGCCCCACCUGUGCCACGGCAGCUGGACUGUGGAUGAAGAUCAUCCUGAUGGAGUGUGGAGAUGCCAUGCUGGACCAGGUGCCAGAUAUCCUGGCUAUACUAUAUCGCCACAUGCCUACUAUCCAGGAGGGCAGCUUGAGGCAGUUCCUGGUGGAGGCAGUGUCCGUUCUAGCUCACCAUCACCAAGAGGCAGUGAUCUCCAGCCUCCUCAGCAAAGGUCUGCCGAUGGACAGGCUUUCUAUCAAAGCAUUAGAAUCUGUGCUUUUCAAGGGUGGGAAUGAGAGACUGGUGAGAGCGCUCAGGAAGCAGAGGACUUGGACUCUUGUGGAAAACCCCAAGACUCACCAUGAGGGAGUGUGUCUGCUGGUGAGUCUUCUGCUAAGAUCUGGACUCAUAACACCUGAGAUCAUACAGAGCCUCCUCCCCUGGGUGAAUUCCCCCUCAGAAAACCACCGAGUCACCAGCACAGCUUUCCUUGCCCAGCUAAUGAGUGAUCCCAUGCUCAGGGAGAAGAAGUUCCUUAAGCCAGUCUUACACAUCUUGGAAGAAAAGUCCCAUGAUAGGAACAGCAUUGUCCGGCAGAUGGCUGUAAGAGGCCUGGGAAAUUUAGUCUAUGGGGCGCCUGAGAAGGUGAAAAAGCACAAGAAGUUUCUUAUGGUCAUACUGAUCAGGGCCUUAAGUGACCCUUUCAGUUCUGAAGUCAUUGGCGAGAGCAUGAAAGCAGUGGCCAAAGUCCUGAAGGAGCUGAAAGAGAAGGACAUAGGUUCUUCCUUCAGAGACCUCACCCAACAGAUCCGGACCUACUUUGACAACGAGGACGAUGCUCUUCGUUUAUUGUCCUUUGUCCUGUUUGGCAUCCUGGCCCGCCUGACCAAAAGAAAAUGGAAGGGCUAUUUCGCCGAGCAGGUUAGACAGAGCUGGGUCACACUUCUGCUGCACCUGCAAGACCCGAACCCCAGGGUUUCAGUGGAAUGCAGAGCUACAUUUCACCUCUGUGUCCCGUUUUUGGGACUGAAGAGGCUCCAAACUGCCGUGAAUCAACACCUUGAUGGCACAGCCGAGCUGAAGCCUGAAGAGCUCCAGGUGGACAUUUGCAGACACCUUGCCAAAGAGAAUGCCGAGCUGCUGGAGAACUUGUACAAAAGCACCAUCACGUACUUCUGUAGCAGCUGGGAAGAGAUCCGGGCAGUUGCAGCCAAGUUAGCUGGCAUCAUCCUGGAACACACAGACAGGCAGCGUAUGAAAUGGCUGGACCUGGAACAUCUGCUGAUGUCUCUCCAGGUCCUCAAGAAAGACCCAAGUCCCUCUGUCCAGCUGGUGGCAACUGAGGUCCUAAAUGACAUCUGUCCUGGCCGAGUGCUUGGGGAAUGAAGCGGGAGACAAAGAGAACAAGGCGCUCCAGUAGUAUAAGGGCCCUACCGUCAAUCAAACGUUAACCCCACCCUUGGCCCUCGUAAGCCUUGCCCACCGGUCACUGGAAGUCCCAAGCCAUGAGGUAUUACUUCCAGGGUCAAGGCAGACAAAUGACCGGAAGCAAUGUGUGUCAUGUGACCCCUCUAAGAACUCCUCCCAUUGUCCUCUACCAAUCGGGAUGGGUUUCGCCCUGAUAGGAACGCCCCAAGAGAAGAUUUGACCAAUCAGGGGGAGUUCCGGGGCAGGAUGACCUGUCUGGAAGUGGUUCGUGUGACCCCUCUAAGAAUACCUCCCACCACCGUCUACCAAUCAGUAGGGGUUUGAGCCACUGGGGACCACCCCGAGAGGAGGUUUGACCAAUCAUGGGGAGUUGCGGGGUGGGGUGAUCUGUCUGGAAGUGGUUUGUGUGACCCCUCUAAGAAUUCCUCCCACCGCCCUCUACCAAUCAGGAGGGGUUUGAGCCACUGGGGACCACCCCGAGAGGAGAUUUGACCAACUGGGGGGAUUCCGGGGUGGGGUGACCCGUCUGGAAGUGCUUCGUGUGACCCCUCUAAGAACUCCUCCCACCACCUUCUACCAAUCGCGAUGGGUUUCAGCUGCAGAGGACCGCCCCGAGAAGAGAUUUGACCAAAAUGGGGCAGGUUCUCGGAUUGGGUGAACUGUCCAGAAGAGGAUCAUGUGAGCCCUCUAAGAACUCCUCCCAACGCCCUCUGCCAAUCAGAGUGCAGCACCAUCACCCCAUAAGUCCCAGCGCUGGGCAGAGGACGCCAUCUCUUACCAAGAAGACAUGUUUUAGAAAUUGUGGAAAGGCUGAGAGGAAACAUGGACUCCUUUACCACCCCCGUGAGACCUUCAGAUUUUGUUUUAGCUCCGAGGACCUUUGGAGUUGUGUGGAGAAAGCGCUACGGCAGUGACAGUUCCGAGGAGGGCCCUUUGACUCAACCGUUGAUGGAUACGUCGGAACCCGACCCCAAAAUCCAAACCUUUGUGAGGCACCCCGAUGAGUGUGACAGCCUCUCAUUGUCCAUGCCCUAAAGUUGGAAGGCGAUUGUGGCUUGGGGGAGUCACAAGGUGAACGGGAAAGACGGCGCUCAGGUAAAUGAAUGAUUAAGAAGCGACGGUCGAUCAUGGGGGUGUAAUGGGGUUAGGAAUCGACCUGGCAUUGCAUAAAUCUAAAAACAGGCAGUGGGGUGCUUACACUGUUUUUUGUCUGAAAAUCUCUCAACAGCUCGACGAUGCCUUUCUAGAGGCCUUUGAGAAGUUACACAUCAGGUAGCCCUGUGGGAGUAAAUCCAUCGCGCAUCAGCUGUUUUUGCUCCUGUCUGAGACCCAGAUCUCAAGAGGAAAAUCCAGAAAAGGACAAAAAUGGAAGAAUGAACCAGCUCAGACUCCCUCAUGGUAGGGAUCAUGGCGUCCUUUGUUUCAGGCGGCUGUAAAAGAUUGUGUUAAACCAGGCGAUUAAUAAAACUUAUUUAAAUGUGUCAGAAUGAACGUGUCCCCCUCCAUACUUGUGUUCGUAAAAGACGGUCCCAGGAACAGUCAUGUCUCCACAGACGGCUCUGUUAAAGAAAAUCUGUUAAGCCCCCAGGAAAGUUGGGGGCUUUGACGGGGUCAAUCUUCUUUUUCAAGUGGCCAAAAAGCAUCAUAAAACUUUAAAUAGAAGACAGGUAAGAGCUUGGCUUUCACACCAGGAUGCUUACACUUUACACAAACCAGCUCAAAUACGUUUUAAAAGAACCAGGACCGUUGUUUCAGAUGUGGACGCGCAAUGGCAGGCAGAUUUGGUCCGUAUGCACCGCUUCUCCAAACACAACAGCGGUUUUAAGUACAUCUUAACAGUGAUAGACAUUCUAUCCAAAUAUGCCUGGGCCUUAGGCCUAAAAGACAAGAUGAGCGGUGAGGAAUCCAAGGCCUUUAAAGCUAUUUCUUGCCAAGGUCGCGUGCCUCAAAAAUGACAAACUAAUCGGUGGAAAGAAUUUUGAAACAAACCUUUUAGCAGAUUGUUGAAACGGCACAGCGUUAACGCUUUUUGUUACUGAUAAUGAAGUCAAAGCAGGGGUUGUGGAGCGAUUUUAACAGAACUUGAAAAAGAUGUGGAGGAUGUGGCGAUAUUUUACAGCCCAUAACGCCUUUCGCCACAUUGACCUGUUACCUGACUUUAUGAAGAGUUACAACCAGAGCUUUUACAGAACUCUACGUACCAGACCCGCUGAUGUUAACCCUUCCAAUUCUCUGAAGAUAUGGAAACCGGUCGAUAGAGACGGUUUUAAAAUAAAACCGGUUGUUCCCCUUUUAGAAAAGGCGAUCAUGUGAGACUAUCUAAAACCAAAGGAGCUUUUGAAAAAGGUUGUGAACAGACGUUUACCAAUGAGAUAUUUAUAGUGGAUGAAGCCUUAACCAGGAGCCCGAGACCUGUAUACCGAUUAAAAGAUUACGAGGGUGAGACAGUUACUGGAUCUUUUUACCCUGAAGAUUUACAAAAAGUAAACCCCAAACAAGACAAGAUUUGCAGGAUCGAAAAAGUUCUAGCGGAGAAAGGAAAAGGGAGAAAAAAGCAGCUACUGGUGAAAUGGUUUGCGGGGGAGGGGGGGCGCAAUAAGUUUACCAGCUGGGUGGAAGCUUCUCAAUUCUGACGUUUAGACACAAACAAACAAAAAGAUUCCUCCUGCAAAGACUGAGGGAGCGAAAAAAAAUGAGCGACAGCGGGUUUUACAUGACUUUGCCCAGCAAUGCCAGCUCUGCAGUUUUUCCUCAAAACACCAGCUCGAACUUUACAAUACAGCUAAUUAAGCCCUUGGGUCUCCCGGGUGCCUGGGAGGUGGGGUUAGUGGAAAUACAACACCCGCACAGCUGGAACGCUAUCAACGAGGACACCCCUUUUGAAAUCACCUUUGAAGAUAUGGCAUAGAGUUUUAUCCUACGACGAGGUUAUUACUCGUCCAUACCCGAAUGAUUGGAUCAUAUGAACAGUACCGUGGCUCGUCAUCCCCCACCGCCUGAGGUGGUCAUGAACGAUGACCCUGUGGGUAGAAAAGUUAGCCUUAAAUCCGCUGAUUUUACUUUUAUGUUUUCUACCAGCAGGGAGCUAGCUAACAUUCUAGGUUUGGGCCCCAAGCGCAGCGUCCAAAAAUUCCCCUUCUGGGCAGACAUCACAGGGGGAGUUAAUUCCCUGUAUCUGCACACAGAUAUUGUAGAACACCAGUUUGUGAGGGACUUUUCUGUUCCCCUGUUACACUGUGUCCCUGUCUGAGGAAGGAACAAUGAGUUUGUCACCAUCACCUACGAUAAACCUCAUCACGUUCCUGUCAGAAAACACCACAUCGAUACCAUUACCAUUGAAAUAAAGACAGAUCAGAACAGAUACGUCUCAUUUGUUGAACGGAGUGGAUGUGAAAAUUUAAACUGACGCGCAGAUAAGACGCUUUCUGUUUAAUGGGCAGUGCAGCCGAAGGCUUUAAAUUGCGCAUUGUAUCGAGCAUCCCUUUUUGUGAAGAAAGUACGGGUGGCCCUGAGCGUUUGUCUGGGGCACGCGGAGUCCCUGCUUACCACAAAUGCUAAAUAUCCCAUGGACCGUGUGGGAAUGAAAGUGUUUAGCAUCCCCGUGGGCAGCAGGGUCAAUAACCAGGAGAACCUGUUUUUUGGGACAGUUACCCAAAAUGCUUGUCCUAGGGUUUGUCUUAUGCCUUGAGUGGAAGUUACACUAAAAAUCCCUUUCAUUUUAAACAUUAUGAUAUUAAUUUUGUGGCCUUGUAUGUGGAUGGUGAACAGAUACCAACCAAGCCUCUGCAACCAGACUUCGAGGCAGGAUGCUGCGUGAGAGAAUACAUGAAUCUGGUACAGACACUGGUAAACACAUGACAGAUCGUUCUCUGUUAAUCGACCGUGAGGAGUUUCCACAGGGUUACACCUUGUUUGCCUUUGACCUGUCUCCCGACCAGGAAUGCGCCGAUGACUAUUCCCUGAUUCAAACCGGGAACCUGAGAGCAGAAAUACGUUUUGGGAAGGCUUUAACCAUCACCAUCAAUCUGAUCGUGCAUGGGGUUUUUGACAACAUCAUAGAGAGAAAUCAGAGGAGAGACGUUCUGCUUGACCAUAUGUGAACAUGGACACCGUGCAGCUCUCGUGUGUCUUAUCAAGGUGCCUUACACAAAAAAGAAUUUCUUAGAUGUGUUCCCUUGUGAUUUGGCUCCCUGGCGACAAGCUGUCUCAGAGACCCCUAGGUUUGUAUCGCGCAUCCACACAACCAACCUGGUGAACACUGGCUUGCCUUGUGUCUGGCGGAGCGUAACCGUGGAGAGUUUUUAGACUCAUACGGGCACCCCCCGAAGAGCAUGUUGUUUCCUAAAAGCAUUAUGAAAUUUUUAAACAAAAAUGCCACAGGCAUUGUGUUUCACAAUAGACAAUUACAAGACCCCCGCUCUGUCGCCUGCGGCUAUCACUGAGUGUUUUUCUUACAUCAUCGGAGCAAGGGUUUAUCUUGUGACCGGAUUUUAAAAUUGUAUUCUAACGACUUAGUGCAAAAGGACCGGAUGGUGAUGAACUUUGUAAAAAAUACAUUUAAAUUCUUGGGCAUGCCUAGCCUUGCUCAAAAUGUGUUUCAACAAGCCCAGACUGUGUAUCUUGCAAUGCUUUUUAUAGCCAUGUUAUCCAAUAUUCUCAGGCAUAACAGACAAUGUUUUGUUUGGCAUUAUCCAACACAUUUUUUAUAAAGUAACUUUUCCCACAGUUGCUAGGCCCCGCGAGAAUUGCAGAAAAGGGGUGUUUCCACCUCGUAUCCAUUUUAAAAUCCGUAGGGCAGGGUUUUAAACCCUUCUCCUAGGACCCUCUUGUUGUAAAUGACUUUCUGUGUUUUCUUAAGGGUUUUGGUCUCUAUUUACCACUGAUUUUUGUUCCUUACGAUAGAGGGCUGCUGCACCUCUCUCUUUUUUGAGGUGUUUUCUCGCAGGCCCGUGCAAUAGUCCAGGACUAGAUCUUUCAAACUGUCAAAGUUGAUCUUUUGACAGUUUGCCAAGUUCAGGGUAAUACCUUUGACUUUCAUACAGGCCUUUCCUCCCGACAGCUUAUACCCGUAUGUUUUCGGGCCUGCCGACACAAACUCGGUGAUGUGUUGAUCUGGCGGGAUCUCGCUCGUGAGGGAAUUUAGAAAGAGUUUAGCGAUUUGGCGUUUAGCGGGGUUAAACCUGAUCUCGUGUUGGCACAAACUGCACGCCUUCUUUCUGGUAGAAAUAGUUCAUGUACUUAUUUUGUUUUUCUUCGUCUGUGCACCAGCUGGGAUACCCUGAAGCCUCUUGUUUCUGGCGGAGGUGUCAUUUGAUGUACUCUGAAAAGAGUUCAUCAGAUUUUUCAUUAAAAAGCCAGAUUUCAUAUAUUUUUGCCUACCGCAGUACCCCUUCGCUAUGGCCGCGUUCAAUUCCACCGUGCACCAAGUCCCCAGGAUGGCCCUCUCCUCGUCAGUAUGGAUGCACAUCUCCUGCUGCUCGGUUUCCGCACAGGUUCGGCAUAUCGGGAACAUAAGUUUGCCACCCACUCUGACAGGUAACAAUGGGAAAAAGAAGCCUUGUGUGGGGUACAUCUUUAACUUUUGCAAUUCCAAAAUAAUUUGCAAGGGGUCCAAAUUUGUCAUAAACUAUAUCGGGGUGUCCGAUAGGGUAUUCUUUGGUUUUCUUUACAAAAGGGUAGAAGCUGGUAAAAUCAUAAUAGUGGAUUUCUUCCCCGGAGUUAAGUUUGUAAUAUAGGCGGAUAGCGUUUGUCCUCCCCCCAAAAAGAGCAUCCCUAGGCACGAGAGGCUAGGGCAACUGGGCUCAUUUUAAAUACCUGCAAGCUCCCUGUCUGUUUCUUUCCUCACUUCCCUACUCUUGCUCCCAAAGAGUCCUCACUACAAAACCAAGUGGUUUCAGAUAGUCGGUCUUGAGCUGCGUCUUGUAAUAAAGAAACCCAAAAGUUGUCCCCGUCAUAGGGUUUUGUGCUUUUUCACAAUGACAGGUGCCACAACCGUGGAAAAGAACACCCGUUAAACUCUAAGGCUGUGUGUACCCUGUCAACACUGGCAUAACCCUCUAAAGAGUAGGAGCCUACCUGUAGUUCCCCACCCUGUAAAGCAUGCCGUAGUUGUAUAGUUUCUUUGUCAGAGGUAUACAACAGCCACUGAACAGAUGGGGUGGAAUAUCUUUUUCUGCCUGUCAUCAUUGUCUGGAGGGAGAAGAGCUACCGUGUUAGGCUCCAGAAACAUAAACCUGUACACAGCCAUGCAGACAGAUGCCAGUGCUAUGUACCAGAAUGGAUCUAUACACAGUUUUAUCUCGGUGAAUUUACCAGGUUCUCUCUCUACUAGAUCUCCCUUCUCCAUCAUUUUCAUAAUCUCUUUUCUAUAUAGGAUACAAGGCUGUCUCAAAAUUUUGACAUCCUGCUGACAGUAAUACGCAAGCUCUUUCUGCAAGUCAAACGUCUCCUCCCUGUGGGCCUGCUACCAGUCGAGAAACUCUGCUUUUUCCCUGGGCAUCAUGCUUUCUACACCAUAGUGCUCCACACAUAGGGCAUAGGCCCCACGUCAUUUUGAUUUUCUAAAGUGUUCAAAAAAUGUGGAAAAUACCCUUUGCACCCUUCAAACCCCAUCACCUGCGGGAGCUUACCAAGCUUCAUGGGCAAGAAGUUUAAAGAGUCUAGAAAACGAAUGCCCAGGGCCUUAACUUCCACACACAUUAGUUUACUACGCUGAGUGAUCAGUUCUAGGCACAUCUUUUCCUUCAGUAACUGUCUAAUGAUGAAGUAUGCAUCGUAACCUUUGGAAUUGUGCGCCUGGAACGUGUAGACCCGGAACUCUUUGCCAAUAAAGGUCUGAACAAACAUAGAAAGACACUCAUCACCCUUAAAUUCCCAGGACUUUUCCGGCUUGAGGGACAUAGCAAAAAUGUAAUUGGGAGUGUGCAACCCAGUCUCCUGUGUGUAUUCGGAAUCAUAACAAAUACACUUUUCUGAGGAUUCGGGCUUUCUAAGGCUGUCCAUAAAACCGAGGUGACCGUCUACAUCACCAGCGAUCAAACCCUGACCCUGCUUACAGCGCCUCCCUUUACACCUGUGCCGCUUGUCCACGUAAGACUGACCCUUAUCGCACAACGUUUUAGACAGGCAUUCAGCUUGUUCUGUCGAUGCCCAGUCGAUGUGUCUGUCUAAACGCUCUCUGGACUGACAAUACAGUCUACGGCGAGGACACCUCAGCUGCACGUCCACGCUGUCUGAGCAUGUUACGCUCAAGCAGAGGCAGCAGCUGUACCUGCAAGAGUGGCCGUGACUGUGCACCGUGGGGCAAAACUCACCAUAAUUUUUUGCUCCGAACAACUUUUUCACAACCAGAACCCCAUAGUAAUGCUCAUUGUGCAACAGGAUGAAAUAAGUCUUGGGGUAAACUGCCCCCCCCCGUUUAAAAAAAGGCCCCUUUCGCCGCAUACAGCACCACCUGUAUGUUGACUCCUAAAUGCUGUUCAGACAUUGCUACGUCACUGAGCAUAAUCUUUUUUUGAUCUGACCAGCCCAGUUUCUCAUGCAACUUUCUCGCCCCCCGCUAACGAUUCCGCGUCCGUAGGUUUAUGGUCGGACAUGACGGCCAAGAGCCCACUGCGCAAAACACAGAUUGGUAGCCGUGUAAGUCAGGUCUACUAAACAUUGUCUCUUUUUUAUGGAUGAUUUGACUACUGAGGAUAGAAUU
Molecule: messenger RNA, 10310 nt
Organism: Chelonia mydas (Green sea turtle)
Lineage: Eukaryota; Metazoa; Chordata; Testudines; Cheloniidae
Product: maestro heat-like repeat-containing protein family member 2B
Exons: 21
Coding region: 182-2566 (794 amino acids)
Cellular component (GO): cytoplasm
Source: RefSeq, a predicted model, not a curated record